CUACUUUGAUGACUACCAUCGCCUCUUUCCCGAUUCUCCAACUACCUGAGAAAUCUCUCAAAAUAGUGAUUCGAAGUCUGAAGUUGUAAGAAUUAAUAAAGUUCUCCCUCAUUUCAAAAUCUACAAAACGGACAGCAGAAUCGUUGAAUCUUCAGGCUAACCCCUUUUGGCUUAACAUUGAUGGAAGGGUUUAUGAACCACAUUCUAACCUUGAACCAUAACUAAUUCUAACAUUCUAACAUUGCACCACAUUCUAACAAGUUCACUGAUUUUUUAUUGCAGUAUAACGUCUUUCUAUCACCGAAUUUCUUGGUUCCCUCUGGAAGUUGACCUGAAAACAUUUCUGGAUCAUGUCCAAAGUGUACUCCAUACGGAUAAACUUGAGUCUUUCGUUGUGCGCAGUGAUGAUUACGAUUGGAAAUUAAUUUAUGAAGCUCUUGACGGCUUGGAUAUUCCGAAGACCAAUAUACAAUGUGACUCUCAAAAUGUCUGGCUGCACAAACUUGUCCAUCAGUUUUCCAGACACUCCCUUGAGAUCAACCUUAGGAACUUCAAACAGUUCCGCCCGAUUUUAAGUUCAUACCGCCCGAAAUUGACUAUUUUUGCUGAUUUCACAGAUCUUCUAAGUGUAAACUGUGCACACUUGACAGCGCGCAGAAAUCUGUGUUCGAAGCAAGCGAAUAUUCCUAAAACAUUGGAUAAACGGAGGAUUUUAUGCACUCGAAUCUGUUUUUGUUAUAGUAUACAGAAACCGUGUGGAUGAAAUUUUUAAGGGUAUAAUGCACAAGGAUACAAGUGCAAGUGCAGAGGACUUAGACAUUCUUCCACGGUGGGUUUUGCCAAGAGCUGACUACGCAAGAGAUAUCUACAGAUGUGAUGGAAGACGGGCAACUGUUGUCAUUGAUACUUUAUCUUCGAGAAUGCAGGUUUGGAUCUCGAGAUAAUUUGUAAUUUUCAUUUUAAUUAUGAGACUUUUCCAAUGAAUGAAUUUGCUGACCAAUUUUAAUUAUGAUAUACAUGCAAAAUUUGUAAAUCAAUGGUGUUCAGGAGAAUUUUCUGUGGCAAGUUCACCGAAAUUGCUCUGAGCAGAGAGGCAGUAGGUUUGACCCUAGGCUGAGGCAGAUAGAAUGGCUACAGCUAAGGGUCAUCGGAAGACGGUCAGGAGCAAGAACGGAGCUCGGAGGAGCCCAGAGAAAUAAAAAAGGGUCUAAGCUGAUGGGUGAUCUCCUGACAAGACCUUUCAGGAGAGCGCUACUCUCACCCACCCAACGCCCCACAACAUGCCCCACACUCCCGCCGCCCUUUUCUGUUGCACACAGCUAUAGUGGCGCGAGGUCCCGCGUAGCGUCGGCCGCAGUACACAGAGUGUGAUAAUGCGCAAGCGCGGGUUUGCGGGAGUGGGGCUGGCGUCGUGUGCCCUUUUUGCGCCUCACCUUCGUAGAAGGCCUACACUUAAAUCUUAAAUAUGAGCCCUACCCGGUCAGUAAACGGACCGUUUCGGACACGGUUUUUGGUGAGUGUGACUAGAUUAAUUGUUUGUUUUUUUAUGGUCCCUUGCUUCCUAUUUUAUUUUGUAAAAAUAUUGUGGAAAAAUUCGUUUGCCAAACAAAUGUGAAUGUUGUCAUUGCGCGGUUUGCGUAACAGCGUACCGUAGUCGCCAAAACACUGCAGCAGCUAGGGCUCCCAUGAGAUCCUCGUUAGGAAUUUUUUAAAGAAUUGGAAAAAGGCAGCAGCAGUGUUCCCAGCAGCAGGAUAGGUGUAGUAAUGAAUGAAUCUGGGCAAGAAUGCACAACAAAUUGUUUCGAUUGAAUAUAUGAUCGAAUCCUCUAGUUUCCAUUUUUGUCUGGUGAUAGUCGAACGGGCCCUUCGUCCUUGGGGAGCGUCUUGAAGAAAGUCUAGCGUCUUGAAGUGCUCACAUCGCUCACUGUGCAGACAGCGACGUCUAUCAUUCGAAAAAUCGACAGCUGUGAGGUCACUUCCCGCUUGGCACGUAGAAAAUCGGUAAUUCCUCCCUACUGUGCAUUCGGUCUUGCACCAUUCAUUAUUAUUUCUUUCCUAUUUUGAUGACUACCAUCGCCUCUUUCCCGAUUCUCCAACUACCUGAGAAAUCUCUCAAAAUAGCGAUUCAAAGUCUGACUUUGGAAGAAUUAAUAAAAUUCUCUCUCAUUUCAAAAUCUACAAAACGGGCAGCAGAAUCGUUGAAUCUUCAGGCUGAUCCCUUUUGUGAUUUAUAUUAACAAAUGUGUUUAUAUAGUUGUUAAUGGCAAGACAAAUAGAAGAUUUGAUAUUGGUUGGAACCCUCUGGAAGUUGACCUGAAAACAUUUCUGGAUCAUUUCCAAAGUGUACUACAUACGGAUAAAUUUGAGUAUUUCAUUGUGCGCAGUGAUGAUCACGAUUGGAAACCAAUUUAUGAAGCUCUUGACGGCUUGGAAAUCCCUAGAACUACCCUACAGUGUGACUCUCAAAAUGUUUGGCUUCACAGGCUUGUCUAUAAGGUUUCCACUGGCUACCUUGAGAUCACUUGACCAGAUUUCAAAGGAUACCGCUCAAUGUUGAGCUCACACUGCCAGAGAUUGAUUGUUGCCGCCGGGCUCACUGAUCUUCUGAGUGUAAACUGUGCACACUUGACAGCGUUCAGAAACCUGUGUUCGAAGCAAGCAAAUAUAUUCUUAACACAUUGGAUAAACGGAGGAUUUUAUGCACUCGAAUCUGCUUUUGUUAUGAUACACAGAAACCGUGUGGAUGAAAUUUUAAAGGGUAUAAUGCACAAGGAUACAUGUGCAGACGACUUAGACAAUCUUCCACGGAUAUUUUUGACAGGAGCUCACAGCGCAAGAAAUAUCUAUAGAUGUGAUGGAAGACGAGCAAUUGUUUUAAUUGGUCAUAUGUUUUUGAGAAUGCACGUUUUGAAAUAAAUUGUAAUUUCGACUUUAAUUAUGUUAUUUUACCAAUGAAUGAAUUU
Molecule: messenger RNA, 2963 nt
Organism: Caenorhabditis elegans
Lineage: Eukaryota; Metazoa; Nematoda; Chromadorea; Rhabditida; Rhabditidae
Gene: F55C9.11
Product: F-box domain-containing protein
Exons: 4
Coding region: 2064-2237 (57 amino acids)
Source: RefSeq, marked reviewed